This is a messenger RNA of Paramecium pentaurelia, 2841 nucleotides long. Lineage: Eukaryota; Ciliophora; Oligohymenophorea; Peniculida; Parameciidae. The record is from the annotation of a GenBank genome assembly.
AUGUCAAUAAAAUAAAAUGUAAUAAAAAGACUGAGUAUUCAAAGCAAGCAAAUUGAAAAUUACCUUUAAGAAGAAGGAUUACAAUUGAUAGGUAUAGUUAAAAUAUAAUAAGGUGAUCAAUCAUAUGGUGAACUUAAAUUUCAAAUUUGGAGUUAUAACAAAACAUAGAUCACUUUACUUAAGGAGUAAUAAUAUGUUGAUCCAGAACAACUUAAGAAAAUGGAAGAUAAUGAGGAUAAAAAUAAAGAAUGGGACAAGUGUAGAAUAUUUAAUAUAAUACGACCAGAAGAACCUAAAAAAAUAAUUUGGGAUUUAAUAGGAAUGGCAUUCAUUUUUAUAUAAAUGAUAUUGAUUCCAUUGAUUUUAACAUUUGGAUUAAAUUUAGAUGAAGGAUUUAGUAUAUUUAGUAAUAUAAUGGAUUAUUAUUUUCUUGUUGAUAUUGUAUUACAAUUUUAGACUGGAUACUACAAUAAGUAAAUUAUAUUAAAUUAUGAUAGAGGUAAUUAUAUCUAUCAAAGAAGGAAGAUUGCAUUAAAUUAUUUAAAAUUAUGGUUUUGGUUAGAUUUGAUAUCUUCAUUUCCUUAUGAUGGAAUUAUCUCACUUACUUUAGAAGAAUCUAAUCAAAAAGAUGUAUAAAGAAAUACAUAGAUAAUUAAAAUAAUGAGGAUUUUAAGAUUUGUUAAAGUUAUUAGAUUGAUGAGAGCUUUGAAACUUAAAAAGAUAAUUAAUCAAAUUGAAGAUUCCUUAUCUUUGGAUAAAUCUAUAACAUCAUUUAUUUAAUUCUUAAAGAUCUGUCUUAUUAUACUUUGUUUAUCACAUUGGUUAGCAUGUAUAUGGAAUGCAAUAAGAUUGCUUUAACCAAAUGAAUAAGAUUGGUAUUCAUAAUAUUUUAUUAAUUAUAAUUAAGAAUUGGAUAAUGAUCCAAAUUAUUGGUUUAAUUAAUAUGUAGCAGGAAUUUAUUUUAGGUAUAUUUUAUAUUAUAUCAGAAAUAAAGCAUAACAACUAUGAUCACAAUUGGAUAUGGAGAUAUUUCACCAAAAAAUACAAUAGAAAGAUCUUUUGGUGUAUUUGUGAUGAUUUUAGCUUCUGGAGUAUUCGGAUAUGUGAUGAAUUCUAUUGUCUUACUUUUUUAGAAUACAAACGAAUCUCUAGAAGAAUUAUUAAUAAAAAAUGAUUCUGCAAAAAAGUUAAAUUUUAAGUUAAUAUUAUAGAUAUUUAAAACAUAAAUGUAUAAAUAAAUCACUUUAAGCAAGAAUUAAGAAUUAUUUAGAAUGGUUAAUAGAAGAUGAAUAAUUAUAAAAAGGAUAUGCACAUAACACUUUAGAGAAAUUAUCAUUACCAUUAAGAAAUUAAGUUACUUAAUUAGUACAUGGAAAUAUGAUGAGUUAGAUUAGAUUCUUAAGAAAGAAUUUCUCUCCAAUUCUUUUAAAGAAUCUAGCUUUUAUAUUUUAAGAAGAAAGUAUUAUUAUAAAUAAUAAAUUAGUAUAUAAUCCUGAAGAUUGGAUAAUUAAACAUGAUGAUCCUAUUGAUGAUUCUACAUCUAUUUAUUUUAUAUUAAAUGGGAGAGUAUCAAUAUGUUUUCCAAAAACCAAAGGAAUUAUUGAUAUUUAAGAAUUGACUAAAAAAUAAUAUUUUGGUGAAAUUUCUUUUUUUGCUAAUGUUCCUAGAUGUGCAUCUGUUAAAGCAAGAAAUUUCAUUAAUAUAUUUAGACUUUCAAGAAAAGCAUUUUUAGAAUAAUGUGAAAAUGAAGAUUUAGAAUAAUUCUUUUAAUUCAAAUUUAAUAUUGAAUUUGAAUAGAAAUUAGAAGAUUUAAAUAUUAAAUGUUAUGUAUGUUCUGCACCUAAUCAUACUGCCAAAUAUUGUCCUAAUACUCAUUAUAUUGUUAAUAAAUAUGAUAGAAUAAAUAUUAUUGAAAAAUAUAAUGAUGAAAUCAAAUUAAUGAUAAAUUCUAAAAGAAGAUUAAGAAAAAAAUCAAAAACUUUUAUUAAUUUAUCUAAAAAUUAAUUAGCUUUUUAAUAAAUUACUUCUGAUCUUUAUACUCUUGAAAAAUAUUUAAAUUCAUUUAAAAAGAAUAAAUUAACAACCUUAAGAAUUAAAGAUUCUUUUAAAACUGAUUCAAUUAAAGAGUAUACUAAUUUUGUUCCAUAUUCAAAUUUAGGAUCUAUUGCAAGAUUAUAAAAUUAUAAUGCUGAAAUGUAUGCUGAAACUGUUAGAUAAUUAAAAGAUAAAGAAAAAAAGAAUAAAUUAAAAAGUAAAUUUGUAUAAUUACUUCAUAAUAAAUAAUAAAAAAGAUCAUCAUAAUAAUCAUUAAAAAAUUCAACUAAUAAAUUUUCUAAACUUGUCUUUGAUGUUAAUAAACUUAAAUUAUAGUAAAAAUUAGAAGAAUAAUCUCAAUCCAUUAAAGAAGACAAUCAUCAUUAUUAAUCAAAAUUGUAAAGAUUAACAUCCCCUAAAAAUCCUUAUAUUAGAUAUUAAACUAAUACUAAAUUAAAAAGAAUGCCUAGAAAAAUCUUCUUUGAUGAAUUAAAUGAAACAGAUAAAUUUUAAUAAACAAUCAUUGAUGUAAUACCUGAAGAUGCUUUAGAAAGUCCAGCUUAACUCUUAAAAUAAACAAAAUCCAUUAAAUUAAAUAUUAAACCAUUUAAAAUGUUCAAAUCUACAGAAUCAACUAUUGUAGAAUCUGUACAAUAUCCUGAUCUUUAUAUAGAGAAACAUGUAAAGAGAAGUCAAUCAAAUGAAUAAAUUAAUUCAAUUAAGAAUGAACUUCAAAUUCAUCAUAAAGUAUUUCUCGAAAACAUGAUAUAUCUUGUUGUAAACUAUAAACUACAAAAUUGUAAAUGA